AUGAAUACAAACGACUCGACUGAAAAUUCAGGUCCCGAUCAAUCAUCAGAGCACAGACGCACCGAUCACAAUCGGCAGACUUUUUCAACAGACACAAAUACCAUCGGGCGAGGGCAACAACAUUCGGAUCCCGACGCUAUGGAGGUUGAUACAGAGCCUGCUCGCCGGUCAGAUAUCAGCAAUCUCGGUUUGGAUUCUCUUCAGAAGGAGCUCACAUCUGCUUUCCAUCUUUGCAAGAGCUCUCCCAUUGUGACUGGCCCCGAUCCAUCAGUGGACCUCGUCUCCCUAUAUGGGUUAGGACCCAUUGCGCACUCGGUAGCAAGACUGGACCCCGUCACUGGAGAGAAAAUCAACCGUCUACGAAAAUCCUACGAGGGAAAGCUGAAGGGACUAGGACUUGCUGGUCGGAACAAACCCUUCAAACAGGAACCCGGCGCGCCUGGCAGUCUCAGACAUAUGACUCUGUGGCCUGAGGAAGAAUGGCAAAACCAGAAGGUGUUUGGCAAGCAGAUCAAGAUUUCAGACAUGGAUACGGCGCUGCAGGAUCUUCAAUCACGCGCUAUGCAAAUGGAACCUGGACCAGUCCCCAACAACGAUUUCUGGGAGGAUAUUCUCGGCCAUGAAAAGCCAGUCAAGAAUCCCGCCUCCAACGAACACAGCAAGAAGGCUGCCUCAACCCCAAGCAACCGUCCCUCUAUGCAAUCCAAUGCCGCAUCUCCACAAACACAACCACAAGAAAUAGACCGGCCUCGGCCCAGCAGAGGUCGCAAGAGGCAUUACGAUGAUAACAGUUUUGCCGGUUAUGGUGAAGGCUUUGUGGAUGAUGAAGAGGACCCCGGAUUCUACUCGAACGGCGAGGGAACUGGGAAGAAGAAACGCAAGAAGGACCAUGUCGCCAAGGUGUCGACCCCAAUGUCUAGCGGUGGUAGCUAUGGGGUAGGCAUGUUUGGCAUCGGGGCCAGAUGA
This is a messenger RNA of Penicillium canescens, 966 nucleotides long. RefSeq lists its product as uncharacterized. Gene Ontology annotation, biological process: regulation of transcription by RNA polymerase II. The transcript is spliced from 3 exons. Gene Ontology annotation, cellular component: mediator complex; core mediator complex. The record is from RefSeq and is a predicted model, not a curated record. NCBI's taxonomy places the organism in Eukaryota, Fungi, Ascomycota, Eurotiomycetes, Eurotiales, Aspergillaceae. Bases 1 to 966 code for a protein of 321 amino acids. Gene Ontology annotation, molecular function: transcription coregulator activity.